Molecule: messenger RNA, 297 nt
Organism: Arctia plantaginis
Lineage: Eukaryota; Metazoa; Arthropoda; Insecta; Lepidoptera; Erebidae
Source: the annotation of a GenBank genome assembly
AUGAGUUGGGUACGGGCAGUCGGCGUUGACGGAAGGAUGGCGGGAGAGGGGCGGUGCAGCUGCCGGUGCAUCCAGCCCCCGCCGGCUCUGGAGCCGGCCCGUCCCCUGCCCCCGCCUGCCGCACCGGCCCAUUGCCAAGUUCAAUGCCAAGGUCAUGCGCGCGCGAGUGCGGCUGCGCGCCGCAAUGCAGGAGCGGCCGGCGGCAGGCGACCGGCAAGCCGUCAGUGCUUCACCGACAAUCGCGCUACACACCGCAUCGCAAUUUCCACACUCGACGCGCCCCAACGGAUCACCUGA